Molecule: messenger RNA, 2751 nt
Organism: Debaryomyces hansenii CBS767
Lineage: Eukaryota; Fungi; Ascomycota; Pichiomycetes; Serinales; Debaryomycetaceae
Exons: 1
Coding region: 1-2751 (916 amino acids)
Biological process (GO): negative regulation of phosphatase activity; negative regulation of transcription by RNA polymerase II
Molecular function (GO): phosphatase inhibitor activity; chromatin binding; transcription corepressor activity
Source: RefSeq, a predicted model, not a curated record
AUGGAUGGAAUUGUGGAUCAAAUUCAGAGAACAGCUUCUGGCCUAAACGUGAAAAGAAAAUUACUCUUGAAUCAGAUAGAUCUAUAUAAAGAUUUGCAAGCCAAAAUAGAUAUGAAAGCAGAAAAAACUAUGGUUUUGUUAGGCGAUGGGUAUUUCGUUGAAAUGUCACCAAAGGAUGCUAAAGAUUAUUUAAAGAGGAGAAUUACAAACGUUAAUGAUAUUGUGGAAGGAUUUAACACUAAGAUUAGAGAUGCAGAAAAUACCAUGGAUCAUAUUUCGAAAUUUAGAGAAAUUGAGACGAAAAAUGGCAAAAAAGAGAGCAAUAAUGAAGAGGGCCUUCCGUUCUUCGAUAUUCAAGAGGAAUUAGACGACGAAGAUAAUAUUUUGAGCGUAAAAAUCAAUAAUAAAAGCCAGACUUUUGAGAAAAGUAAAAGUAAUAAAGAAGAGCAAGUAGAUGAGGGACUCCCUAUGAUGGAUAUACAGGAAGAGAUAGAUGAAGAUGGGAACGUUAAGAGUGUGAAAAUCAACAAUAAGGUUCAGAAAAUUGACGAGAAGGUCGAAGAAAAGCAUUUAAAGCAGAAUGAACCAUUAAUUUUAAAAGAACAGAAUCAAAAUUCCGAUAAAACCGAAGAGAUUGAUAGCCAAGAUGGUAAUCAGCUAUCUGAGCUAUUGCAAGAUAUGGGUCUCGUUCCUCUGAAAAAAUCCAACGAAAUAAAUAUAGAUCAGGAUAAAUUACUAGAUAAGAUUGAUGAAUUGAAAAUUGACGCAAACGAUAAAUUCAAGCUCAAGCAAAUAUGCGUGGAAGGAUAUAAGAGUUUACAAGAUCAGAGCUUUGAAAAAACAGGUAACGAUGAUGACCAGGAUGCUGAAAAGACAGAUGAAGAAAUAAUAUCGAACUUGGUUGUGGAAAAUAAUUUACAACACUUAUUAAGUACAGAUGAUGCAGAUAAGUCCCGCAAAAAAGGUGUUGAAGGUAAUCAACUAGCACUUGAUGGAAAUGAAUUAUUGGAAUUAGAACUAAUUGCGGAUAAAUUUGAUGACAUUAAUAAUUCAAUGAUGCAUGCAGAUGAUGAGGAGUGGGACUUUGAAUUUGACGACGAAGGCGAAGAACAUGAUGAUGAUGAUGAUGAAGAAGAGGAUUUUUCAGACGACUUGUUGUAUGGCAAUAGUGGAGCCACAUUUAUCCCGCAGAAUGAAUUUUCUUCUGGAGCACAAAACUUCAACAAUCUAUUAUGGAAACAAGUUAUGGACUUGAGAAAUAAAAAAGCACAAGCACAAACAUCUAACUAUAAUCCCGCUAAUAGUAGGACAAAGAAAUCUGUCAGAUUUUCAGAGAAAUUGGAAAUUAAUGAAAUUGAGAACGUCAGUGAGGAAUUGAAGAAUAUUGAUCACUUUAGACAGAAUAUUUCAAGAUUUAAACAAGACAGGCUAAGUAAGUCCAAUGAUAAUGAAAUACAGGAUGUUAUAAUGCUGCUUGAGAAAUCAAAAAGCAAUAAUUUUGAAAGUCCCGUUAAUGAUAUAGUUGAAAGAGGCCCUGUCAGUGAUAUAGUUGAAAAAGACGAACCAGUUAGCGGCAUAGUUGGAACAGAUGAACCAGUUAAUGAUAUAGUUGAAAGAGGCCCAGUCAGUGAUAUAGUUGAAAGAAACGGACCAGUCAGUGACAUAGUUGAAAGAAACGGACCAGUCAGUGACAUAGUUGAAAGAAACGGACCAGUCAGUGAUAUAGUUGAACGAAACGGACCAGUCAGUGAUAUAGUUGAAAGAGGCCCAGUCAGUGAUAUAGUUGAACGAAACGGACCAGUCAGUGAUAUAGUUGAACGAAACGGACCAGUCAGUGACAUAGUUGAAAGAAACGAAACAGUUCGUGACAUAGUCGAAAGAGAACCAGUUAGCGAUAUUAUUGAAAGAGAACCAAUCAGUGACAUAAUUGUACGAAACGAACCAGUCAGCGAUAUCAUUGAAAGAGAUCCGAUCAGCGAUAUUGUAGAAGAGCCAAUUAGCAAAGUUCACCUCGAUGAGAUGAAUAAAAGUACAGAUGCACCAGACACAAAUAAGCCCAGAAUAUCCAAAUUCAAACAGAUGAAGGCGACAUCAGCACCGCAGCAAUCGCCGAAACCUCCAAUCAAGACCCAUAUCAAAUCGUUUGAGAUUACCGAUAUUGAACAAGGAAGGACAAGAAAGGCUGCGAUUGAAGAAUCCAUCAAAGAAACAGAAGAUAAUCCGAUGCACAUAAUGGACACUACUCUCGACUACAAUAGCAUGCAAGAUGAUAUGGAUACCAUGGUCAAAGCUUAUGCCUUAGGCAUGUACGAUGAUGAUAUAAUGACCGAAGGACCAGUUGUCGAACAAUUAGGCGAUUUUGAGACGUUGAAUAAAAUUAUCGAAUCAAUGCCCAAUCGAGAAGUCUCAACUGCGAAAUCGGUCGAAUCUACCAAUGACAAUGCCGAAGAAACCUUCGAUCCGUACUUGGACCAGGUUGGUGGUGAAUAUCAAGAUGACGACGACGAUGAUGAUGACGCACCUGUAUUAGGAGAUAUCAUGGAAAAUGAUAUUGUACCUCCACCGGAUAUCGAGCAAACAAUUUUGGAUCAGGAAGUCACGUCUAACUACCACCGGUUGAGACAGAAAUUGUUUUUCACUAACAACACAUACCAGCAAGACAAUAACGAAUUUGAGCCAAUCGACGAACACGGAAACAACCUCAGAAUUAGCAAAUUCAAGGCUUCCAAACAUACACUGAAACACCGCUAG